Molecule: messenger RNA, 1442 nt
Organism: Panicum virgatum (switchgrass)
Lineage: Eukaryota; Viridiplantae; Streptophyta; Magnoliopsida; Poales; Poaceae
Product: phosphatidylinositol transfer protein 3-like
Exons: 6
Coding region: 276-1169 (297 amino acids)
Molecular function (GO): phosphatidylinositol transfer activity
Source: RefSeq, a predicted model, not a curated record
AGGGGCAUUAAACAAGACCAACCCACCUUCUCUCUCCCGCCGCGAACGGCGUGGCUCUUCUCCCAUUCCCAUUGCCGAGGGCGGUUGCGUUAAUCCCUGCGCCCCGAGAAUACAGGAGCGCUGGAGGACGGCGGGACGGGGAGGAGCAGAAAGCGCGCUCCAACUCUCGCGUCCCCCUUCUUCCCCGCGGCGCUGGCAGAGGCUCUUUCUUGACAGCCUUUCUCCAUUGCGCCACUUCGCGGGUUCCUGCGUAUCCUGCCUGAGCGGAACAAAUAAUGUUUAGGAGAAAGCAUGCCCCUGACUUUAACUCAAAUGAUGCUGAGCAGAGAAAAGCAAAGAUAAAUGAACUGAAAGUUGCACUUGGGCCUUUGUCUGCCCGUGGUGAGAAGUACUGCAGUGAAGCGUGCUUGAAAAGAUACCUAGAAGCCAGGAACUGGAAUGUUGCCAAGUCAAGAAAAAUGUUGGAAGAAAGUCUGAAGUGGCGAGCAGCUUACAGGCCUGAGGACAUUCGCUGGCCUGAUGUUUCUGCUGAAGGGGAAACAGGUAAAAUGUACAGGGCAAGUUUCCGAGACAGAGAGGACAGAACUAUUGUAGUUAUGAGGCCUACAAAACAGAAUACUUCGUCCCAUGAAGGGCAGAUACGGUUCCUUGUAUAUACUUUGGAGAAUGCUAUCCUCCACCUGCCUGAAGCUCAAGAGAAAAUGGUAUGGUUGAUAGAUUUCACAGGAUGGACAAUGGCCCAUGCCUCGCCCAUAAAAACCGCCAGAGAAACUGCGAACAUACUGCAAAAUCAUUACCCUGACAGGCUGGCUAUUGGAUUUCUAUUUAAUCCCCCAAAAGUAUUUGAGGCUUUUUUUAAGGUUAUUAAAGUUUUCCUUGACCCGAAAACAAUCGAGAAGGUGAACUUUGUUUACCAGAAGGAUGAGGAGAGCAUGAAGGUCCUGUACAAGUACAUUGAUCCUGAAGUCCUUCCGGUAGAGUUUGGGGGGAACAGCGAUGUGAUCUACAACCAUGAGGAGUACUCAGAGCUGAUGAUCAAGGAUGACAUCGAAACAGCUAACUUUUGGUCAGAUGAUGCAAAAACUGACCAUGCUAACCCUGUCACCAAUGGGACCAUGGUUCCUGAAGUUAAACCGCAGCCAUCGGUACUUGCUGCUAAAGCUAGCUGAGUAGUAUCUGCUUGCUAUGCUGACAGGAAAUUGACGAGGACAGGACCAAGGGAGUGUUCGCAUGAAUAAAUGAAAAUAAGAGACAUUGUAUUACUCGUUCAUAAUCAAAGUUGUAGCAGUACUCGAAUUUCAUUCAGUACAUGGUACAAUUGGAUAUCACCAUGGUUGAUUUUAUGCCCAGAGAAAUGGUGUACAAGGUACUUCGUUAGUGAAUAACUAAUACUAUUUGUCAGUGGUUGUCAGAUGAAUAAGUACCUAUCAUAAGUACCACUC